Trifolium pratense (red clover) is the source of this 3407-nucleotide messenger RNA. Its product is annotated as putative lysine-specific demethylase JMJ16. Gene Ontology annotation, biological process: chromatin remodeling. Gene Ontology annotation, cellular component: nucleus. The transcript has 9 exons. Bases 613 to 3105 code for a protein of 830 amino acids. Lineage: Eukaryota; Viridiplantae; Streptophyta; Magnoliopsida; Fabales; Fabaceae. The record is from RefSeq and is a predicted model, not a curated record. Gene Ontology annotation, molecular function: histone H3K4me/H3K4me2/H3K4me3 demethylase activity.
GUGAAAGUAUGUUACAACAACUUUCACAAAUUUUAGAAAUUUUCUCUUCCCACCCCUUUUUCCAAUUUUGCCUUUGUAUAAAAACUUCAUAACGCGUUUUCCAAAUUUUUCUAGUUCAAAUUUGGAAAACACAUUUCGAGUUUUUUUUCCAAGGAAAUAAAAAAUUCGGAAAACGCGUUCCGCAAUAUUUAUUUAAGGGCCAAAAUGGAAACCUGGGAUAGAAAAGAAACACGGGGAGGUGGAAAGAGAAAAGUUCCAAAUUUUAAUCCCAAAUUGGCCCAUCAGAGUCAUCAGACAAAAAAAUAAAACAAAAAAACUGAGCAACUCAACUCAACUCAACGAUUUGAAGUGUUUCACAGAACUCAACUGCCCGGAAAACACGCCAAGUGUUUCACCUCCGUUCUCCCGCCGCAACAAAGCCCGCCCAUAAGGUUUCUCAAUUUCUUUCCACCGCGAUUUCCGGCCGUGGUUCUGCAAUAGGCAACACAGCAGAGUUGCGUCGCAGUAGAUCAGAGCUCCGCACCGCCAUUAACAACAUAGGUUAGAAGAACUGAACUUAAUUAUGCGGCGAUGGAACUAGAUUAUUGAAGUAAUUGUUCCAAAAUCGAGAAGAUGAGCCAUCUUUCAAUUCCGCCUGGUUUUGCAUCCCUAACAUCUUUUAUCCUCAAAAGGGAUGACAAGGUUAAGAAAACCAAUAAGUCCGACUCAAUUCCGACAGAGACUAAUCCUGAGAUGGAUGACAAUGCUUCAUAUAAUCAGAUUUAUACACAACGGCCGUGGAUAAUAGAGGACCAGAGCAAGCGCAAACCUGAGGAAUCUCACACAGAACAUCUUCCUGGGGUUAAGUUGAAUUCCCUUAGAAAUUCUUCUCGUCCAAAAGGGACCACAUAUGGAUGUCCAAAAUGCAGUAAUUGUGUAAAGGUAACAGCAAGGUGGCAUCCUGAGGAUGCAAGAAGAGAAAUUCUGGAGGAAGCUCCCAUAUUCUGUCCAACAGAAGAGGAAUUCAAAGACACACUUAAAUAUAUCGCAAGCAUACGUUCAAAAGCAGAACCUUAUGGAAUUUGCCGUAUAGUCCCUCCUACUAGCUGGGAACCACCAUGUACUCCUGAGAAAAAGAAUGUAUUGGAAAACUCUGAAUUUUUUGCUCGAAUUCAGCGAAUUGAUGGGCACCAAUUUCAGGAUGCACCAGAAACUAUGGCUAGCUCUCAUGAUACUACAGAAACCAAGAGAAGAAAAGUGAUGAAAGUAGCCGCGGACUCUCAUCUUGGUAAUAGAAGCACUUGCACCCCUAAUAGCGGGAAUGUUGAAGGCGGUGACAAUGAGACUGAACAUGGUCCUAAAUUCACUAUCAAAACAUUUAAGAAAUUGGCAGAUGAAUUUGAAAUCCAAUACUUCAACUACAAGAAGAAGAAGAACUCAGCCAUACAUCUACAGCACUGGGAACCAUCUGUUGAGAAUAUUGAAGAUGAAUACAGACGUAUUGUUCAAAAUCCAACUGAAGAAAUUGAGGUUCUCUGUUGUGACACUUUGGAGGCUGGAGAAUUUAGCAGUGGAUUUCCAAUUCCAACGGUUUCUGAUCCUAAAAAGGCGAAUACUUACCCUGAAUAUUUGAAUUCUGGAUGGUACUUAAAAAACAUGCUCUCACUCCCAGGUUCUCUUCUUUCUUUUGAAAGCCCUGAAGUUGCACGCAAAUUUUCCCCUAGGGUACAAGUAGGAAUGUGCUUUUCUCCACUCAAAUGGAAAGUUGAAGAGCACCAAUUAUACUCAUUGUGUUGCUUGCAUUUGGGGGAACCCAAAGUAUGGUAUAGUGUCCCAGGAAGAUUUGCUGCUGACUUUGAAACAAUUUCGAAGAAGUAUCUCCGAGCGCUAAAUAUGUAUGCAGGACAGCCUGAUACGCAUGAUAAUCUGGCUAUGCAGUUAUCCUGCUCAAUAUUGAAGGAAGUGGGUAUACCAGUAUAUCGUUGUGUUCAGCAUCCUCGUGAGUUUGUUCUUGUCUUACCUGGAGCAUAUCAUUCAGGAUUUGAUUGUGGUUUCAACUGUUCUGAAGUAGCAAGUUUUGCUCCUCUUGAGUGGCUGCCACAUGGGCAGAAUGUAGUAGAACUAUACUGUGAACAGAAGAGAAAGACAUUAAUUUCAUACGAUAAGCUGUUACUGGGAGCAGCAAGGGAAGCUGUGAGGGCCCGAUGGGAAAUUGAUAUAUGUAUGAAGAGCACGCCCGACAACUUAACAUGUAAAGAUGCAUAUCAAAGAGAUGGGAUCUUAACAAGAGCUUUGAAUUCUCGCCUCAGGAGUGAAAGUUUGAAGAGGAAAUUCAUUUCCACUUCAUUCAAAUCACAAAAAAUGAAAGAAAAUUUUGAUGCCAGUUGUAGAAGGGAAUGUAGCAUAUGUCUGCGUGAUUUAUUCCUGUCUGCUGUUGGCUGUUCGUGUACAGAUGACAAGUUUGCGUGUCUUGAUCAUGUGAAACAGCUUUGUUCUUGCCCUUGGUCAUACAAAAUUCUCUUCUACUGUUAUGAAAUCAGUGAAUUGGAGGUUCUUCAUCAAGCUUUGGAUGGAAAACUAAGUGCAGUCUAUAAAUGGGCUAAAGAGGAUCUUGGUUUAACUGUGCGCUCAGUUGCCACCAAGAGAUCAAACGAAACCCCAGUAAAAGUAAAUGAUUCAGAAGGCUUGUUGAAAGAACCUAUGUCGCGGUGGGCACAAGAUGCAUACAACAAGUGGAAUCGGUGUAAAUCGCAGGCAACACCAAAUGCUUCAGAGGGGAAACAAAGAGAAAAGGCCUUCGAAGCCCAGCAGACCCCUAGUAGCACUCACAAUAGUUCGUCCGCCGUUCAUCCAAUAAAGAACACAACUUUACUUCAUUCAACAAUAUCAAACGACAUCAAAGCUAAAGAGAAAAUGGUGGGGCACAAUUCUGUUGCAACAAGCAUCGGCGGAGGAAGUAAUUCUGCUGGGAUCAAACCUGAUAGCAAGGCAAUUGGGGAUAAGUUCCCGACUUCAAAGAAAGUAGAAGACCCAAAAGUUUCUGAAACUCCACGUUCGCGUUUCUUGUCUUUUGUACAGGAAAACAUUUUGGUUGAUGUUUCGUCUAGUUCUUCAGAAUCCGAUUAGGGGUAGAUAGCUAAUCUGGAAAGGAAGCUUACUUUUCAGUGUCCUCUAAAUUCAUUUGUGUGUGAUAAUAUAUUUUCAUGCAAAGAGUGGCACUGGUGUUUUUUGGAUGAAAUAUUCAUCAAGAAUUCCAGGUUAUUGUAGUGUAUACUAGUCGAUAUACCCGUGCUACUGCACGGGUUGCUUGCUGCGUUUGUGUAUAUUAUCUGCGUUUGUGUGUAUUAUAUAAAAGAACCAACACUUCUGUUCUGUCAGAAGUAAUCAGAACCAUUUGUAGUCUGAGUUGUUAACCAUUGUUGUUGUAA